Molecule: messenger RNA, 597 nt
Organism: Paramecium primaurelia
Lineage: Eukaryota; Ciliophora; Oligohymenophorea; Peniculida; Parameciidae
Source: the annotation of a GenBank genome assembly
AUGAUUUAUUAAAGCACAAGAGAUGGAUUGAAUAAUUAAUAAUAUUGGAAUAAAGUGAAUGGUAAAGGUAACUUACUUAUGGUAUUUAAAUCCAAAAGUGAUUAUAUUUUUGGAGCAUACUCUCCUUGUAAAUGGGAAUCAUAUGGUGGUAAAUAUGUAGAAGAUAAUACAUUAUCAUCUUUUAUAUUUUCAUAAACUCAUGAUUAAGUUUAUCCUUUGAGGUAAGAUUAAAAAUCAAAUGCUAUUCAUUGUAAUUCAAAUUCUUAUGGACCUUUAUUUGGAGGUGGAUUUGAUAUUAGAAUAGAUAGUAAUUUUACUGAUGGAUAUUGUAAAUUAGGUUAUUCAUAUUAAUUUAGUUAAUACAAGAAUUAAAGUGAGGAUCCAUAUUUAUUUGGAUAAAAUAAACCUGAAAUAAAAGAAUCAUUUGAUUAAGACACCAUAAAUAUUAUUGUUGUAUAAUAAAAUGAUUAUGAUAAAAAACUUGAUGCUAUUAGAAGAAAAAAAAUUUCUUUAUGUUUUUAUUAUUAGAUAGACUAAUAUAUUAGAUAUUAUUAGGUUUUAUUUUUAAAUCAUUAAAAUGAAAAAAAUUAAUAAUGA